Molecule: messenger RNA, 1994 nt
Organism: Populus euphratica (Euphrates poplar)
Lineage: Eukaryota; Viridiplantae; Streptophyta; Magnoliopsida; Malpighiales; Salicaceae
Product: pentatricopeptide repeat-containing protein At2g20710, mitochondrial-like
Exons: 3
Coding region: 38-1543 (501 amino acids)
Cellular component (GO): mitochondrion
Molecular function (GO): protein binding
Source: RefSeq, a predicted model, not a curated record
CAAGAGCUUCAAGAUUUCUCUGUUUUUGCUCCAUGAAAUGAACCUCUUUGUUCGAUCAAACCCCAGUUUAUGCCUUCACAUUCAUGGCGUUUUAAGGGCUCUUUGCUUUUCCACAGACACAACCGCUAUAUCCCACUCCCUCAACCGUAGGAUCUCCAUGGUAGAAGAUCCGAUGGUCCCUAUUAUUCCAGUUAUAGAAAAAUGGGUUCAAGAAGUCCAAGUGGUUACAAAUAGUGACCUCAAACACUUCAUCAGAAAACUCCGUAAAACCCAUCGUUUUAGCCACGCUCUUCAGAUAUCACAAUGGAUGAGUGACGAAAGGGGGCAUAAUUUAUCACCCGGAGAUGUUGCAGUUCGACUGGAUUUAAUCUCGAAAGUUCAUGGCCUAGAACAAGCUGUGACAUAUUUUAAUAGCGUUCCUGAGAGUUCGAGAGGCUUGGAGGUUUAUGGUGCUCUUUUAAACUGCUAUGCGCACUAUAAGCAUUUGGAGGAAGCGGAGGCCACAAUGCGAAAAAUGAGGGAGAUGGGGUUUGUAAGAAAUGUGUUGUCUUAUAAUGUAAUGCUAAACCUCUAUUAUCAGAUGGGGAAAUACGAGAAACUACAGGUAUUAAUGCAAGAGAUGGAAAAGUGGGGCAUUUGUUUUAGCAAUAUCACAUACAAGAUUUUGUUGAAUGCUUAUGCAGCCACUUCCAACAUUGAGGAAAUCGAGAAAAUUUUGAUGAAGAUGGAAGCAGAUCCUCUCGUCAGCAUUGAUUGGUAUGCUUAUGUUGUUGCAGCGAAUGGUUACUUGAAAGCUGGUCUAAUUGAUAAAACAUUGACAAUGUUGUGGAGAUCAGAACAACUAAUCAGUGGUAAGUCAGCAAGGUUUGCUUGUGAAACUCUUCUCUCUUUAUAUACUUCUGUUGGGAAUAAAGAACAAGUGUAUCGUGUGUGGAAUUUGUACAAGUCUAAAGGGAGGUCCUUGAACUCGAGCUAUCUUUGCAUGAUAAGCUCAUUACUGAAGUUGGAUGAUGUUGAUGGUGCUGAGAGGAUUUGGGGUGAGUGGGUUUCCAUUGUGAAAUUUUUUGAUAUUCGAAUUCCAAAUUUGAUGGUCAGUACUUAUUCCAAAAAGGGCAUAUGGGAAAAGGCUGAGGCAUUUGUAGGCAAGAUUGUAGCGAGUGGGAUCAAGAUUGAAGCAAGCACAUUGGAUCGUCUAGCAACUGGAUAUCAUGUAGGAGGUCAGAUGCUGAAGGCAUCGGAAACAAUAAAGAAAGCAAUUUCUAUUAGUCAACCAGGUUGGAAGCCAAAUGUGUAUACUUUGGCUGCAUGUCUUGAGUAUUUGAAGGGUCAGGGAGAUGUGAAAAAGGUAGAAGACCUUCUGCAGAUACUUAAGGAACAUUGUCAUCUAUCAUCAGUUUCUUGUGACAGUUUAAACAGCAGUAUCAUUGACAAAGAAAACAUGCGUGCCAGAGCCCUUGAUCAUAUGGAAGGUGAAGACCAGGCUCUUAAUGGAGAAACACCUGCUGCCACAGAGUUCGAAGACAAAGAUAGUGCUGAAAUAUGAUGCUUUGAGAAGUAAACUGACUGCGAAAGAAUAAUAUCAUAAUGGAUGAGUGACGAAAGGGGCUAUGACCAAUCAACUAGAGACUUUGCAAUCCGGGUGGACUUAAUUUCAAAAGUUCAUGGUAUGGAACAAAUGCUUGGAAAAUGAUUCCAGAUCGUUUUAGGGGUGUCCAGGUUUAUGGUACCCUUUUGGACACGCACACAAAAAGUGCUUGGAAUAGGCAGAGGCCCUGAUGCAGAAGAUGAGGGAGUUGGAAUUUGUACCGACAUGACCUUAUAAUUUUAUUACUUAGCCUCUAUUCUUAGAUGGGGAAGCAUGAGAAAUUAGAUGCUCUAGUGCAAGAGAUGAAAGAAAAGGGAAUCGAUGGUGACAUGUAUAAACAUUAGGCUGAAUGCUUAUGUAGCCUCUUCCAUCUUUGAGGAAAUGGAUAAACUUCUGACCAAGAUGGAAA